This is a messenger RNA of Papilio xuthus (Asian swallowtail), 966 nucleotides long. RefSeq lists its product as uncharacterized. The transcript has 6 exons. The coding region runs from base 62 to 901 and encodes 279 amino acids. NCBI's taxonomy places the organism in Eukaryota, Metazoa, Arthropoda, Insecta, Lepidoptera, Papilionidae. The record is from RefSeq and is a predicted model, not a curated record.
AGAUAAUGUUUUUAAGUUAGUUUAUUUUUUGGAUAACCAUCAGGCCGCUUGGUGUUCCAGCAUGAAGAUCGUAAUCCUGAUAGGUUUUAUUGCGUAUGUGAAUGCUAAUUUACCUUUGGAAUUAAACGGAUUGAUGCCAAAAUACUCAUACGUACAUUUGGGACCUUACGAUGCGGAAGUAAAAAUAGGCAAUUUGUCAAAGCGCUAUCCCACGUUAGAUGGUAAGGAUUUGAUAGCCAGUCGAAACGCGCGCCAGUUUUUAGAAGAUUCGCGAUUGCUUUUUAAAUAUGGCUUCUACACAUUGCCGCCGCUAGACCCAUACACCAGAGAUUACAUGCCAACAUUUGUCUUUAAUGAUGACAUACAAAAACUUAAAGGUUAUAUUCAAUUAAAGGAUUAUAACGCGACUGGAUUGGUUAAAUUUGUUCAAAAUCUAGUGGAAGUACGACUUAAAACAGGAAGAUUGGAUUAUGCAUUGAAUAUACCGGAGCUCUUAGUCGGCGUGAAUUUAAAUUGUUACGUUAUAUGGGAUGAUAGGAUUCCAAUACACAUUGAAGGACGAUUAAGUUUAGCGCUUGAAGGAAUAGCAGUACUAGGAGCCGUACAGACGAAACCUACGGAGCUCAACAACGAGUUAGUCUUACAAUUGGUAGGUCAACACACUCGAAUACACAUCAGCGAUGUAGCGAUUGAAUUCAGAGGGACCCGUUUUGAUAUAAUGAGAUCCUUAGGCGAUUCGGGAACAAGUGGAACUAAUCUUGGUGUACCUGAUGACACAUAUACCAAACUAAAGGAUCAUAUAGAUAAUUACGUGGCUAAACUCGUCUUUGACCAAGCUAACGAAAUCUUGAAUGGGCCAACAGUAAAACAAAUAUUAGCCUACCUGUUACACAAAUAUUAGAGAUUAACAAUUAACACCACGGAUUUAGCGGGCCUAUUUGUAUCUUAAAUAUAUUAUAUAAACAA